AUGUUUCGUUUAUUGAAGAAAGGAGUUCAGUUCAAGUGGGAUGAUAAGUGUCAGCAAGCUUUCGAAGCAGUUCGGAGUUACCUUCAGAAUCCACCAGUCCUAAUGCCUCCAGUGCAAGAAAAACCUUUAAUCUUGUACCUUUCUAUAACAUCGGCAAUGGGUAGCAUGUUGGCUCAAGAAAGAGAGGAUAGGAUUGAAAAGGCUAUCUAUUACAUAAGCAAAAGAAUGACAGGAUGUGAAGAACAUUACAUGUCUUUAGAGAAAACAUGUUGGGCUCUCGUAUGGGCCACCAAAAAGUUGAGGCACUACAUGCUAGCUCAUUCGAAGCCAGCACUUACCGGUAAGGUAGCACAUUGUUUACUCUUGCUUUCCGAGUUUGAUAUCAGAUAUGUCACACGAAAGUUGGUAAAAGGGAGAGCGGUAGCGGAAUUCCUGGCAGAUCACCCUGUGGAAGGACCGGAAGAUGUGGAAUUUAGGUUUCCAGAUGAGAAUGUGAUGGCAACAACCAACGAUGUUUGGACAUUGCAUUUUGACGGGGCAGCCAAUCAAAGCGGAUUUGGAAUUGGAGUAUUGUUGAUUUCGCCCGAUGAAUCGCAUAUUCCGUUAGCCUUUAAGCUAAAUUUUGAAGUUACUAACAAUCAGGCUGAGUAUGAGGCUUGUAUUGUGGGAAUGGAAGCCGCAUUGGAAAUCGGGGUGCAGAAGCUACAAGUAAUCGGAGACUCUAAUUUAGUGGUGUCACAAGCUAAUGGCGAUUGGAAAGUUAGAGAAGACAAGCUUAAACCAUAUUACGAGAACCUUGAAGGUUUAAUUCCACAAUUCAGUAACCUUUACUCAUGUACCGAGCUUAAAGAACCGGUUUGCCGAUGCUAUUGCCACUCUAGCAUCCAUGGUAGAAAUACCAAUUGGGGUUAA
This is a messenger RNA of Rhododendron vialii, 912 nucleotides long. RefSeq lists its product as uncharacterized. The record is from RefSeq and is a predicted model, not a curated record. Gene Ontology annotation, molecular function: RNA-DNA hybrid ribonuclease activity; nucleic acid binding. Bases 1 to 912 code for a protein of 303 amino acids. Lineage: Eukaryota; Viridiplantae; Streptophyta; Magnoliopsida; Ericales; Ericaceae. The transcript is spliced from 2 exons.